Molecule: messenger RNA, 624 nt
Organism: Saxophila tyrrhenica
Lineage: Eukaryota; Fungi; Ascomycota; Dothideomycetes; Mycosphaerellales; Extremaceae
Exons: 2
Coding region: 1-624 (207 amino acids)
Biological process (GO): mRNA splicing, via spliceosome
Cellular component (GO): nuclear speck; cytoplasm
Molecular function (GO): RNA binding
Source: RefSeq, a predicted model, not a curated record
AUGGCUGUCGACCAGCAGAGGAUCCCGCCAAACCAGUCAAUCUAUAUCCAAAACCUCCCCGAGAAGAUUCAGAAGGACGACCUUCGGCGCGAGCUAUACAUGCUCUUCUCGACCUAUGGGCCGGUGAUAGAUGUGACGGCACUGAAGAACCAGAAGAUGAGAGGCCAGGCACAUGUUCUGUUCAAAGACGUAUCAUGCGCGACGCAAGCUAUACGAGGUUGUCAAGGGUUUGGUUUCUACGGGAGGGAGAUGAAACUCAGCUACUCCAAGAACCGCUCGAACACGAUUGCGAAGCUCACCGGCAACUUCAAUCAGCCAGCUCCAGGUGAACAGCAGAAGCAGAUCGCGCAGCCUCCCAGCAGCUUCCCAGCACCACCAGGAUCAGCCCCUACCAAUGCCGCUCCACCCAGCACACUGCCACCACCACCGAGCGGGCUGCCACCUCCGCCGGGACUGCCCGCGAAACCUACAGCUGGAAACGCCAUUCCACCUCAAGUAGCCCAAGCGGCAGCGCAAGGUGCCCCAAGCCCACAAGGCGUCAAGAGGGACAGAGAAGAGAGCGAUGAAGAGGGCAGUGACGACGACGAGGGCGCAAUGGAGAUGAGUGAGAGCGAUAGCGAGUGA